Sitophilus oryzae (rice weevil) is the source of this 603-nucleotide messenger RNA. RefSeq lists its product as uncharacterized. Bases 1 to 603 code for a protein of 200 amino acids. Gene Ontology annotation, molecular function: nucleic acid binding. The transcript has a single exon. The record is from RefSeq and is a predicted model, not a curated record. Lineage: Eukaryota; Metazoa; Arthropoda; Insecta; Coleoptera; Curculionidae.
AUGGACGAUGAGAAAUAUUUCACAUUGUGCAACUCUGAGAUGAAGGGCAAUGAUGGCUUCUACACGGACAAUUAUGUGAAUGUCCCUGAUGAUGUGAGAUUAAAAAGUAAAAAAAAGUUUGAGGACAAAAUUUUCGUAUGGUGUGCCAUUCCUGAGGCUGGCUUUAUCUCACAUACUUACAUUGGCGUUGUUCGGGGUGAAGCCUUAAAUGCAGAGCUGUAUAUCGAGAAUUGUCUCCCUAAACUUCUUCAGUUUUUGAACACGCAUCAUGUGGAUGACGAAAUAAUAUUUUGGCCGGAUCUCGCUUCAUGCCAUUACGCGAGAAUCACAAGGGACUGGUAUGAAGCGAACAACAUCAACUUUGUACCGAAAGUAGACAAUCCCCCUAACCUACCUCAGGCUCGCCCAAUCGAAGAGUUCUGGGCAAUAUUGAGUAGGAAAGUCUACAAUAACGGGUGGGAAGCACAAAACGAUGAACAAUUGCGACGCCGUAUAUUCAGAAAAAUUAGAGAAAUCGACGCUCAAGUUGUCCAAAGGAUGAUGCAACGCGUCAGCGGAAUUCUUAGGCAAAUCGAAAAUAACGGUCCCUUGUCCACUGUUUGA